UCUUUUAAUUGGGAAUUGGUGGACCCCCCUCCAGGGGCCUCCGGGGGUCCGGCGACCCGCUCCGGGAGCCUGUGACUUUGCUUGUUCCACUGUGCCAAACAUUCCUGCACAGCAGCCAGAGCAGCGUGACUCCUCCUCUUCACUCACAAACCCGGAGCACGUAGCAACAACUGAGCCAAUGUGAACCACCGCGAUCCGUCCUACCGACUGCGGUGCCUGGCAACAGAAAGAGACGUGAUGACGUCCGCUCCAGAUUGCGUAUUAUGGGAUGUGCGAAAUUGAACAACCCGAAGAGGACACGGGGGAAGCCAAAAAUAAUAAAGAGACAGAAAUACGCGAGGUGCAUGGUGAAUCAUGGAGCUCUCGGCCGUUGGUGAGAGUGUCUUCGCAGCCGAGUCCAUCAUUAAACGGCGAAUCCGACGGGGUCGUUGGGAAUAUCUCGUGAAAUGGAAGGGCUGGUCUCAGAAGUACAGCACUUGGGAGCCAGAGGAAAACAUUCUGGAUGCACGACUCUUCGCUGCCUUCGAGGAGAGAGAGCGCGAAAGGGAGCUGUUUGGGCCGAAAAAGAGGGGACCCAAACCCGAGACAUUUCUCCUGAAGGCCAAAGCCAAAGAAAAAUCGUAUGAAUUUAGGAGAGAGGCUUCCAGAGGGAUUCAGGUUUCCUAUCCCAUCCCAGAGCCUGUCAUAACACCAAGGGCCCGGGAGGGUUUACGCACUGUGGUUCCCACAAUCUUUCCACCGAGCGCGGUCAAUAGAGGAGAAAGUGUCCAAGUCCGACCACCAGAGCCAGAGAGGAGGCCCAGACCGACUCCACCAGCUGCUCUGACUCUCCAAGAAUCCACCCGGUUCCCCAGAAAAAGAGGGCGCAAACCGAAGCUGCAUUUACAUUAUGAUAAAGCUGAUGGCAGCAGCUCAGCAGAGCCGGACACCAAGAGGAGCAGGUUACUUGAGUAUCCGAUGUCCCACGGUCUGUCCAAAAUGUCCCGUCGCCUGCAUCAUCACGGAGAGACGUCAGAUCACAGCCUCCUUCAGCUGACCAAGAGGUUUCAGGAGAAGACCUCUAUUACACCCAAAUCCUGCGGCGAGCACAGACACGUGGGGGGCGUAGGCUUGUCUUACACCUGCGCAUUCAGCCCGGGUGUGCGUAAAAGAGAUCAGGAGGGACGCAGGACUAAUUGCUUGAGCAGGAUGUUUGUUCCUCAGCCCAGCAAGCCGAAACACUCUGCAGAGCACCGCAGCCAGCAGAUGACGAGGUGCAGUCUGCCCCGGGAACCACCUCAUGUCUUGUCCGCACAGUCCGAGUUCAUCCACGAUUCAUCCGAGACACCUGCCUCAUCUUGGAAGCCCACUUUCACCAACCUGGACACUGUAACCGUGACAGACGUCACCAUGAACUUCUUGACAGUCACCAUCAGAGAGAGUAGCACAGACAAAGGCUUUUUCAGAGAUAAAAGAUGAGUGUGUGCUUUGGAUAGAGGUCACAUCAUUGUUUAACAAGCUACUAACUACCAGGCCUACUGUAAUUCUCUAUUUUUUCUAUGUAACUUUCCAACGUGUACAUACAUAUUUAAUACGCUGCUAAUUAAAAAUCAAAGUGAUAAGGAG
This is a messenger RNA of Monopterus albus (swamp eel), 1605 nucleotides long. RefSeq names its product chromobox homolog 8a (Pc class homolog, Drosophila) (gene cbx8a). Lineage: Eukaryota; Metazoa; Chordata; Actinopteri; Synbranchiformes; Synbranchidae. The record is from RefSeq and is a predicted model, not a curated record. Gene Ontology annotation, molecular function: chromatin binding. The transcript has 5 exons. Gene Ontology annotation, cellular component: PRC1 complex; chromatin. Bases 355 to 1458 code for a protein of 367 amino acids. Gene Ontology annotation, biological process: negative regulation of transcription by RNA polymerase II.